AUGCAUAGAUCCACAGCUGUCAAUACGCCAGGCGUUACUACUGUACUUUCUCUAUCAUUUUUUUUUCUUGUAUGGGACUCAGAUGUUCACACUCUCUCUCUCUCUCUCUCUCUCUCUCUCUCUCAUUUUCUUUUACAGAUAAUUUUUUUCAACAAAAACUUGCUCAUCUUCUUCUGUAUUUUAUUACUUUUUCGUUGCUUCCAUCUUCUUUUCUUUCUCUUUCCCACUCUCCUUUCUCUCUCCGACAUCACUUUACUAAUAAAUCCCUUCUCUCUCUCUCUCUCUCUCUCUCUCUCUCUCUCGCUUCCUCUUCUUUUUUUUUCUCCAUUCUUCAUAUUUUUCUCUCUAUAUUCAACACUUUUUGCUAUAUCUAUACUUAAUUUGACACCACACUCUACUCUAGCUUGCACCGACCUCUGUCAGUUGCAGCUUACUCUGUCAUAUUCUUCCUCAGGUCCGAAGGUCAUUGAGGAGACAAGUGAAUCUUUCAAACGUGCCAGUCCCGCGGCCAUCGCUGAAUAG
Messenger RNA from Acanthosepion pharaonis, 522 nucleotides. The record is from the annotation of a GenBank genome assembly. Lineage: Eukaryota; Metazoa; Mollusca; Cephalopoda; Sepiida; Sepiidae.